Molecule: messenger RNA, 1656 nt
Organism: Colias croceus (clouded yellow)
Lineage: Eukaryota; Metazoa; Arthropoda; Insecta; Lepidoptera; Pieridae
Product: UDP-glucosyltransferase 2-like
Exons: 4
Coding region: 1-1656 (551 amino acids)
Molecular function (GO): UDP-glycosyltransferase activity
Source: RefSeq, a predicted model, not a curated record
AUGAAGUUACAAAGUUUAGUUUUAGUAAUAGUUUUAAUAGCAAAUAUAAUUUCAAUAACAAACGCGGCACGAAUAUUAGCAGUAUUUCCAACACCAGCGAUAAGCCAUCAAGUAGCGUUUCGACCGUUAACACACGAGCUAGCAAGGAGAGGUCAUAAUGUUACAGUUAUCACACCAGACCCUGCCUUUCCUAAAGGCCAUGCUCCGGCUAAUUUGACUGAAAUUGAUGUCCAUUUCUCUUACAAUUUCUUCCCACGAAUCUUUGAUAUGCAUCAAGGAGAUAAAGGAGGACUUAUCAGGAAGAUUCAGGAAUAUGUCAAAAGUCUUACAAAGAUAUUUGAAAAACAGUUGCAAGUACCAGAAUCAAAGAAGUUGUUUAAUCAGAAGUUUGAUUUAAUAAUCGUGGAAGCGCAUAUUCGACCUGCUUUAGGAUUAGGCCAUGUAUUCAACGCUCCCGUUAUUCAGUUCAGUUCAUUGGGAGCUGGUCCCAACAAUUACAAAAUGUUUGGAGCACCAUCGCAUCCCUUUUUAUAUCCGUCCCCAGCUGCUCAAAGGCUGUACGACCUAACUCUCUUUGAAAAAGCAGAAGAGUUGCUGAAGAAUUCAUUCAUUGAUUAUAUUGUAUCAACAGCAAAGGAAUUUGAAUACCAAAUGAUGAAAAGAACUUUUGGCAAUGACGUGCCGAAUUAUCAAGAGCUAGAGAAGAAUGUCCAGUUGUUAUUUUUAAACGAACACCCGAUUUGGGCGGAUAAUCAUCCUGUGCCAACUAACAUUGUUUAUAUUGGAGGUAUUCAUCAAAGUCCAAAACGAGAAUUACCUCAGUUAUUAAUGACAAAUACGUGUGCGUUAAAUAAAUGUAAUGGAAUUAAGAAGAGCAAUAAAAACUUUCCUCAAGUGAUCUUUUUUUUGUUUCAGGAAUUUAAAACAAUUUUAGAUUCAUCGAAGAAUGGGGCUAUAUACGUCAGUUUCGGUUCUAACGUCAAACCUUCCUUAUUACCACCGGAAAAGCUCGCAGUAAUGACAAACGUUUUGUCAAAAUUACCAUACGACGUAUUAUGGAAGUGGGACGGGGAGGAGCUGCCAGUGAAAGCAAGCAAUAUAAAAUUUUAUAAAUGGUUCCCCCAAGUUGAUCUGUUAAAACAUCCGAGUGUCAAGCUGUUUAUAACUCAAGGAGGGAUCCAAUCAGCAGACGAAACGAUAAAUGCUGCUGUCCCUGUAAUCGGCAUUCCAAUGAUUGGUGACCAGUGGUACAAUGUUCAGAAAUACGUAAAACAUGGAGUUGGUCUGCAGAUAGAUUUGUCUGAAUUAACUGAGGCAACUUUCGAGAACGCCGUGAGGAGAGUUAUUGAAGACAAAAGUUUCAAGAGCAACAUGAUAAGACUCCGUUCGCUCAUGAGGGAGCACCCAGUGCCGCCACUAGAGCUUGCUGUGUGGUGGGUGGAGCAUACACUGCGACAUGGCGGUCAGCACCUGCGCUCCCCCGCAGCGGGGCUCACCUGGACAGAGUAUUAUGAAGUGCCCUUAGUCCUCACUGUUUUAGCUAUAGUUUUAAGUAUCUUUUUAGUUAUAGUUUUACUGGUAUUGUAUGUAGUACGGAUAGUGAGAAAGUAUGUUUCGAGCAAAAGUUAUAUACGGAAUAAGCAAAAAGUUAAUUAG